This is a messenger RNA of Dichomitus squalens LYAD-421 SS1, 3237 nucleotides long. RefSeq names its product beta-1,3-glucanase. Bases 563 to 2878 code for a protein of 771 amino acids. Lineage: Eukaryota; Fungi; Basidiomycota; Agaricomycetes; Polyporales; Polyporaceae. The transcript has 24 exons. The record is from RefSeq and is a predicted model, not a curated record.
CGGGGCUUUGUGCACCCGCGAAGUGUUCGCGAAGUCUGGUGAGCAAUGUGUGCUGGCGGCUCGAAGCCAAGACCUUCGCAUUUCGAGGACAAGGUACCGAGAGCACCUGGUCAUGUGUUGAUGCCGCCUGAGGCUCCUUCCACGCAGGCCUGGUCUUCUGCUCGACGGAAACUAAUGCUUAAGAAGUCUGCCACAUCAUAUACACCACUCUGUCACAUGCCCACGUGCAAGGCGGAGCGCGCAAGCAGCGCGCGACCUUACACAUGCGAAAUCAGGCGGGGACGCACAUCUUGUGCACAAGCCGUCAUGCGGUCGAGAACCUGGUGGCCCGUUGGUUAAGUUGCCCCUGCUCGCUUCCUAAAGCGCCUGGACCUACCCAGGACCGUUAACAGAUGACUACCAUCCACUCAGGUCGAGUUUAGGAUAUGUCAUGCUAGCUCGGUUUCUCCGGGUGGGGGCACAUGAAGAAAGAGGAUGUAUAAAGAGCUCACGAUGCCUACGAGGCUGCAGCCACUCGCCCGAGUCCUCCCAGCGCCACCGUUCCACACGGUUCUCCUUCGAGAUGCGCCUACCAUCCCUAUAUACCUCCUUCUUUCCCCUGCUUACGCUUCUCGGGCUGAGCACUCUAGUGUCUGCAUUGGGCACAUCGUGCUCUGCGCCAGUGACUAGCGGUACUGCUGCCGCUAGUGCGCCGUUCUGGUUGGAACAAAUCCAGCACCAAGGCUCUGCGCCCUUCAACCCGAAUCCCAGUGGCUACCAGGUCUUCCGCAACGUCAAGAACUUCGGAGCUAAAGGUGACGGUGUCACCGAUGACACCGCGGCGAUCAAUGCUGCCAUCUCGUCCGGGAAUCGUUGCGGAAACGGCUGUGGCCAGUCUUCCGUAUCGCCGGCGGUUGUCUACUUUCCAGCAGGAACCUAUCUCGUCUCAUCGCCUGUCAUCUCCUAUUACUACACUCAGCUUAUUGGAGAUGCUAAGCAUGUGCCCACUAUCAUCGCCUCGGCCAACUUCCAGGGCAUUGCCAUCAUCGAUGCAGACCCUGGCUGGUAUGUCAACCAGAACAACUUCUACCACUCCAUCCGGAACUUCAUCCUCGACACGUCGCGCAUACCGGCUUCCACGUCCGGCACGGGCAUUCACUGGCAAGUGUCGCAGGCCACGUCCCUGAUUAACAUCGUCUUCCAGAUGUCUACUGCCGCAGGCAAUGCUCACCAAGGUAUCUGGAUGGAGAACGGAAGUGGCGGUUACAUGGGUGAUCUCGUAUUCAAUGGCGGCAAAUUCGGCAUGUGGGUCGGGAACCAACAAUUCACUGUGCGCAAUAUCACUAUCAACAACGCCCAGAUUGGUGUGUUCGGAUUGUGGAACUGGGGAUGGACCUUCCAAGGCGUCACCAUCAACAACUGCCAGAUCGGCUUCCAGCUGACGACUGGCGGUACGACGCAAGACAACCAGGGCGUAGGCGGUGAGGCGAUCAUCGACGUCGUCGCUACCAACACGCCCACCUUCGUCCAGUUCACCCAGCCCAGCGAUGGCAGCCUGCACGGCGCACUCGUGCUCAACAACAUCAAGCUCAACAACGUUCCGACCGCCGUCGGCGUCGCUAACGGGGCCACCCUCCUCUCCGGGGGCACGACCACAAUAAAUUCGUGGGCGCAGGGUAACGUCUACACGGGCACGAACUCUGGUGGCCAGUUUAUUCAGUCUGGCAUCAACGCAAUCAGCAAGGAUGGCAGCUUGUUGGACUCGGCGGGCAGGAUCUUCGGGAAGACGCACCCUCAGUACGCGAACUAUGCGCCUGACCAGUUCAUCAGCGUGAAAUCGCAGGGCGCGAAGGGUGAUGGUCAGACGGAUGAUACUGCUGCGAUCCAGAAUGUCUUGAAUCAGUUCUCAGGGUGCAAGAUCAUCUUCUUCGAUGCGGGUGUCUAUGUCGUCACGAACACCAUCACCAUCCCGGCGGGUACUCAAAUCGUGGGGGAGGCCUGGUCCACCAUCCUGGGGAGCGGUAGUGCGUUCACGGACUACAACAAUCCUCGUCCUGUCAUCCAGGCCGGCACCGCCGGCUCUACUGGUGUUCUCGAGAUCACCGAUAUGAUCUUCUCGACUCGCGGUCCCGCUGCUGGGGCCGUCGUUGUCGAGUGGAACGUUCACGAUCCCGCAGGUCAGCAGGGCGCUGCUGGUACCUGGGACACGCACAUCAUCCUUGGUGGAAAGGAUGGGACGAACCUCCAGGCUAGUCAGUGCCCGACGUCGACGAGCACCGGGAACAACAACUGCUUCGCAGCGUUCUUGGGUCUCCACCUCACUGCCCAGUCGAGCGCAUAUCUCGAGGGUCUGUGGGUGUGGACGGCCGACCAUGAUCUUGACUCCGGUCCGCAGCUGAACCUUUGGACUGGCCGCGGAAUCAUGUCCGAGUCACAGGGCCCUGUCUGGUUGAUUGGCACGGCCAGCGAACACGCCAUCAUCUACCAGUACUACCUCAACAACGCCAAGAACCACUACAUGGGCCUGAUCCAAACCGAGACGCCAUACUUCCAGCCUAACCCGGUCCCGCCUGCACCAUUCAUCACCAACACGGCGUAUAAGGACCCAGCCUUCGGACCGGGUGCUGCUUGGGCACUCACCGUUACCAACUCUCAAAACAUCCUCGUCUACGGCGCCGGCUUGUACAGCUUCUUCCAGAACUACGGCCAGGACUGCUUGAACACGUUCAACUGCCAACAGCAGAUCGUCAACGUCGACUCGAGCUCGUCGAUCGCUAUCUACCUCCUGUCCACCGUGGCGAGCCAGUAUCAGAUCAGCGUCAACUCGCAAGGCAUCGUCCCGAACUCGGCGAACAGGAACGGGUUCGCACAGACGCUCACCUCGUGGACCCGGACAUAGCGAUGGACGCCGGGUCAUAGGGUAUGCCGUGGCAUCGUGUCACCUCGCCCGUUCACCACAAGGCUUGAUGGUGGAGGUGACACGGGGGGUCAGAACGGAAAAUGUGGGUCGCGGGUUGCAGGGUCUCAACGGAGCGCUAACAGUCGCUCGACCUCGAUCGAGGGUGAUCGAAGGUUCCUUCUUUUGUAUGUUCUUUGCAUUCUUUCGCUCUCAGGGUUCUUUACGUCCUUUCAUGAAAUAGUUUCACGGGUUUCUCGUUCACGGCAGCUUACGGUCCCACCGCCCUCAAAGAUACGUGCGUGGACGUGUGUCCACCGGGUGUAUAUGUAAUGUAUAUGUAUGAAGCCUUUUCACAGCCG